Messenger RNA from Morchella sextelata, 1746 nucleotides. RefSeq lists its product as uncharacterized. Lineage: Eukaryota; Fungi; Ascomycota; Pezizomycetes; Pezizales; Morchellaceae. The transcript has 3 exons. The record is from RefSeq and is a predicted model, not a curated record. Bases 1 to 1746 code for a protein of 581 amino acids.
AUGCCCUUCAUCCCCAACACCCCCGAGUCGCUGUCGACGCUCCUCUCCCGCGUCGACUCCAACACCUGCAGCGGCGUCACCAACGCCGGCAAGCCCUGCACGCGCACGCUCAAGACCACCCCCGGCAGCACAACCCCCACCGCGGGCAUCGUCGCCACAAUCGCAAACACCCGCGUCUUCUUCUGCGAGGCGCACAAGGUCCAAUCGCAGAAUGUGGCCCUCCGCCACACGGCCUCGUUCGCGCGCCGCCGCGAGCGCAUCGGCCGCGGCUCCAUGGACACGUUUAUCGAGCAGGUCGAGGUGCUCGUCGGCGCGCCCGGCGGCGGCGCGACGACAAAGACGAGGAUAACGGCGAAGACGAAGAAGGUCAAGGGCAAGGACGACCCGUUUGCGCAGCAGCAGCAGCAGGCGCCCGCGCCGCAGGUGCGCCCGCCGAGUCCGCCGGGGAGUCAUGCGCGGCCGCCGCGGAAGGAGAAGAGGAAGCAGAGUCUGCUGAGGAGGCUGCUGUGCUUCUGUUUUGGGAAUGACGACGGCGAUGAUGAUGAUGUCGAGUAUGGGUUGAGCGCGGGGAAGAAGCAGACGGAGGCGGAGCUGAGGGCCGCCGCGGCGGGUGUGGUUGAGGGGGGUGGAAAUGGGAAUGUGAGGCCCGCGAGAACGCAGGCUGCGAAGGAUUCAAAGGUUUCGAGCGCGAUGGCGAAGAACGGGAAGGCGGCCACUGCUGCGACCGGUGGACCGCCUGGACGGACGCCCGCGAGUGAUUUUGAUUACACGCCGGUCUUUGAUCCGAAUAGCACUGUAAAUCCAUUCUUCUCCUACAUCCCGCCCUCGCUCUCGCCCAAAGGCCAAGCCCGCCUGCAGCAAGAGCUCUCCAAGCCCUUCUCCGACGGCGACGAGCCCGGCUAUAUCUACAUCUUCUGGCUCACCAACUCUCCGCUCUCGCCCAGCAGCACCCCGGGCGCGCCCGGCGCCACCGCCGCCGCAUCCGCCCUGCACCGCAUCGCCUCGGGCCCGGGCCAAAAGCCGCGCAUCCUGCUCAAGAUCGGGCGCGCCAACAACGUGCAGCGCCGCCUACACGAGUGGUCGACGCAGUGCGGCUACAACCUCAGCCUGGUCCGCUUCUACCCGCACGUGUCUGCGACCGCCACGCCCACCGCCACGCCCACCGCCACGCCGCUCGCAGAGCAGGUCGGCAAGAAGGUGCCCAACUCGCACAGGAUCGAGCAUCUGAUCCAUCUGGAGCUGCGCGACUACCUGGAGAACCCCGAGAUACAGUGCUCCGCGUGCGGGAAGACGCACAAGGAGUGGUUCAGCGUCGAGGCGUCGCGCGAGGGCCUGAUGGCCAUUGAUGCGGUCGUUAAGAAGUGGAUGGACUAUGGCGAGCGCAGCGGGAUGGUGACGGGCGUGAAUGCUGGGGUGGCGCCGAUGGUGCCGAAGAAGGGGGGGAGUCCGGGCGCGAAGGCGAAGAAGACGGCGGCGAGGCCGGAUCUGCAGGCGGCGCCGGUGGGGCCGAAGAAGACGGGUGGGAGUGGGGGGUUGACGCCGGCGUCGGCGGCGGCGGCGGCGGGGAGUGGUGGCAGGGGGAAGAGUCCGGGGAGGGGAAAGAGUCCCGGGAGAGCGAGGGGGAAGAGUCCGGGCAAGGUUGGGGGCGCGAGUCCCGCGAGGAAGAGGGCCGGGAGGGAUCAGAGUUAUGUGGAUGAUGAUGGGGAUAGUGAUGGCGAGGAGCCGUAUGUGCCGGAUAGUGACUAG